Molecule: messenger RNA, 711 nt
Organism: Bombina bombina (fire-bellied toad)
Lineage: Eukaryota; Metazoa; Chordata; Amphibia; Anura; Bombinatoridae
Gene: CLDN16
Product: claudin 16
Exons: 5
Coding region: 4-711 (235 amino acids)
Biological process (GO): cell adhesion; bicellular tight junction assembly
Cellular component (GO): bicellular tight junction; plasma membrane
Molecular function (GO): structural molecule activity
Source: RefSeq, a predicted model, not a curated record
AUAAUGAGGUCUUUGAUGCAAUGUGUAAGUAUUUUCCUAGCAUUUGUAUCUGCUGGUUUUCUAAUUGUGGCAACCUGGACUGAUUGCUGGAUGGAAAAUGCUGAUGACUCUCUGGAGGUGAGUACAAAAUGCCGUGGCCUUUGGUGGGAAUGUGUCACCAAUGUGUUUGAUGGAAUACGGACCUGUGAUGAAUAUGACUCUAUAUAUGCUGAGCAUCCAAUGAAAUUAGUGGCAACUCGGGCUUUGAUGAUAACAGCAGAUAUUCUGGCAGGGUUUGGGUUUAUCAUCCAUCUGCUGGGACUUGACUGCGUCAAACUUCUCACAAAUGAAGCUGAUGUCAAGUUAAAGAUCUGCUAUGUGGCUGGCAUUACAUUAGUAAUUGGAGGUGUCCCUGGGAUCAUAGGCUCGGUCUGGUAUGCCAUUGAUGUUUACGUAGAACGCUCAUCUUUGAUUAUUCACAAUGUUUUCCUGGGAAUCCAGUACAAAUUUGGAUGGUCCUGCUGGCUUGGAAUGGUUGGGUCUUUGGGAUGCUUUUUAUGUGGAGGUGUUCUUAUUGGCUUGCAUUAUUUUUUCAAAGAAAAUGGAUUUGGCAGGAAGUAUUCCUAUUCUUCUAGAAAAACAGAUUUCCACACUGGAGGUUCUGUGGCUAAGUUUUAUUCCCCAUCUCGAACAGAAACUGCUAAGAUGUAUGCUGUGGACACAAGAGUAUAA